AUGUGGGCAGAGUACGCGCACAACACUCUGCGCAACGCCUCCACAGGGCUCUCGCCCUUUGAGGCUCAAUUUGGUUACGCUCCGCCACUGUUCCCGGAACUGGAGAGGGGGGUUGAGGUGCCCUCCGCAGAGGCUUUUGUUCGGCGGUGCCGGGUCACCUGGAAUAAAGUACGGGCUGCGCUCCUACGGGCUACGGCUACCCAAAAGAGGCUGGCCGACAGGCGUCGCCGGUCAGCCCCCUCCUACAGGGUAGGGCAGAGAGUGUGGCUAUCCACUCGGGAUCUGCCAUUGCGGGUCGAGUCCCGUAAGCUUGCUCCUCGCUACGUGGGCCCUUUCAGAAUUAUUAAAAAAAUCGAUCCGGUGACGGUGCGCCUCCAACUGCCCCGGUCAAUGAGAAUUCACCCCACCUUCCAUGUCUCCCGCCUUAAACCGGUGCUGACAAGUGUGCUGGCCCCGGCGGAGGCUCCUCCUCCACCUCCACGGCUCAUUGAUGGGGGCCCGGCCUAUACGGUGCGCCGCAUCCUGGCUGAGCGCCGCGUGGGCAGGGGUAAGCAGUACCUCGUCGACUGGGAGGGCUAUGGCCCCGAGGAGCGCUCUUGGGUCCCCUCUAGGGACAUUUUGGACCCAGAGCUCAUCCGCGAAUUCCGCAGGCGGGGGGCUGAAGGAUCAGUGGAGAUCUACCAUGUUGGCCAGUUGGGAACGGUUUGUGAUAACUCCUGGAACCUGAACGACGCUGAGGUGGUGUGUAGACAGGCUGGCUGUGGCAGAGCUCUGGAUGCUCUCAGCAGUGCCCACUUUGGACAGGGCAGCGGCCCCAUCUGGUUGGGUGAUGUGAGCUGUUCUGGAAACGAAUCCUCCCUGACACAGUGCCAGCACCCUGGAUUUGGGUCUUACAACUGUAGUCACCAUGAAGAUGCUGGUGUGAAUUGCUCAGGUAGCAGACUGGUAAAUGGAGAUAACGAGUGCUCUGGCAGAGUGGAGAUCUACCAUGUUGGCCUGUGGGGAACGGUGUGUGGUUACUUCCGGGGCAUGAACGAAGCUGAGGUGGUGUGUAGACAGGCUGGCUGUGGCAGAGCUCUGGCUGUUCUCAGCAGUGCCCACUUUGGACAGGGCAGUGGGCCUAUCUGGUUGCAUCAUGUGGGGUGUUCUGGAAGCGAAUCCUCCCUGACACAGUGCCACCAACCUGGGUUUGGGUCUCACAUCUGUUUUCACAAUGCAGAUGUUGGUGUGAUUUGCUCAGCGAUCAGAUUGGUGAAUGGAAGUGAUCGAUGCUCUGGCAGAGUGGAGAUCUACCAUGUUGGCCAGUGGGGAACGGUGUGUGAUAACUCCUGGAACCUGAUCAACGCUGAGGUGGUGUGUAGACAGGCUGGCUGUGGCAGAGCUCUGGAUGCUCUCAGCAGUGCCCACUUUGGACAGGGCAGUGGGCCC
Molecule: messenger RNA, 1428 nt
Organism: Conger conger (European conger)
Lineage: Eukaryota; Metazoa; Chordata; Actinopteri; Anguilliformes; Congridae
Product: putative DMBT1-like protein
Exons: 4
Cellular component (GO): membrane
Source: RefSeq, a predicted model, not a curated record